GCUCGAAGAUCACAACUCCUCAGCAGCCAGCUAAAACCAGCCCUACCACGAACAUACGCCACGAUGACCGACACGAGCAAGUACAAGUUCAACCAUACGAUGCUGCGGGUGAAAGACCCCAAGGCCAGCGUCAAAUUUUAUGAGCACUUGGGCAUGAAGCAGGUGAACAAGUUUGAGUUUCCAGACAACAAGUUCGAUCUUUACUUCAUGGCAUAUGACUCCCCGAAGUCUGUGUCGCACAAUAACCACUGGACUGAUCGUGAGGGCCUUAUUGAGAUGACCCAUAACUACGGAACCGAAAAUGACCCCAACUACAAGCCUUGCAACGGCAACAAGGAUCACGGCAAGGGAUUUGGACAUGUUUGUGUCAGUGUAGACAACAUCCAAGCGGCGUGCAAGAGAUUGGAAGACGCAGGAUACAAGUUUCAGAAGAGACUGAAAGACGGUCGCAUGCACCACAUCGCCUUCGCUCUCGAUCCAGAUGACUACUGGGUUGAGCUCAUUGCGCAAAAUGAUGUCGAGAAAUCCGAGAACAUGACCACCACGGAUACUGCAACAUACCGCAUGAACCACACGAUGAUUCGCGUCAAGGAUAAGGAUGCUUCACUCAAGUUCUACCAGGAGACGAUGGGAAUGACGUUCCUUCGAAGUUCCGAGAACAAAGACGCUAAGUUCAAUCUGUACUUCCUCGGCUAUGGAGAUGCACCAAAUGACGACAUAUCUGUAAAUGGUGUGAAUCCGGUGGCAGACCGCGAAGGAAUCCUCGAGCUGACUUGGAAUUAUGGCACUGAGAAGCAAGAGGGCAAGGUGUACCAUGACGGCAACAGCGACCCGCAAGGUUUUGGACACAUCUGCGUGUCUGUCGAUGAUCUGGACGAGGCCUGCAAGCGAUUUGAACAGCAAGGUGUGGCAUGGAAGAAGAGACUCACAGAUGGUCGCAUGAGGAACGUUGCAUUCAUACUCGACCCGGACGGAUACUGGAUAGAGGUCAUUCAGAACGAGAAGUUUAAGGCGGCACCGGAAAGCUACAACAAGUAAUGCAAGAUACCUGGCAACGAGGAGUACUCGCAUCAACGUCAGGUGCUUUGAGUGCUGAACACACAAAUGCGUAGCCCGCUGCUAUGUAUGCACUUUCACAGGGCACAGUUAGCGAAACAUCUUCAGCGCCGACAUUGAGCGCCUCUGCGCCAACCAUAAAACGUCCGGAGACGUUAUAUUCCCCGAUACUUCUACCCCGUUGAAGCGCAACCUUGAACGACGAGUCGCGCUUAGUAGUAAAGAUGAUGUGUCUAAAGUUCAUUAUACAGUAGUUCAUCGUUGAGGCGGAACUGUGUACAGUGCGAAUAAUGCUGCAACAUCAGACCCUCUCUAAAACCGAACACCAGCAAUUACCCCUUCGG
Pseudocercospora fijiensis CIRAD86 is the source of this 1400-nucleotide messenger RNA. RefSeq lists its product as uncharacterized. The transcript is spliced from 3 exons. The record is from RefSeq and is a predicted model, not a curated record. Gene Ontology annotation, molecular function: lactoylglutathione lyase activity; metal ion binding. NCBI's taxonomy places the organism in Eukaryota, Fungi, Ascomycota, Dothideomycetes, Mycosphaerellales, Mycosphaerellaceae. The coding region runs from base 64 to 1038 and encodes 324 amino acids.